CUUCCGGACGCCAAGAAAGACAGAGACCGCUGCCGCCGAAUUUAAAGAGACAGUAGAUAGUUAUUUUAAAAUACGUUAAACGGCAACCAUUGUCUCCGAGCUUUUAUUUCCCGACGCUUUCUGCCUCCCCUUGGUCUAAUUCGACAGCGAUGUUUGGUCAAAGUCACGUCGGGUAGCAGCUUGUCUGUCAUCACAACCUCCACUCCGCUGGAUUCCCCGUCCCUUUUUUUUUUUUUUGCUCUCUUGUGUUCCCGAGGACUGUCCAGCCAAGGCAAAAGUAGUAGGGGGGUUUUGCUCGGGUGGUGUGCAAGGCUGGAUGUGGAUUCCCCCGAUCCGGAAAGAGCGAGGUUUUUGUCGGAUAAUAGCCAACAACCGGAGGAGGAAACGAGCGAGGCGUCCCCUCUCAAGUUGUGGCCGCGGCUCUGGAGCCUCCCGUCGCCGGGAUAAUGGCGAAGAUCCAGGCUCAGCACAGCACCGCCAAGCAAAUCACCCAGAUCCAGGACAAGCCUUACGUUAUAUCGCAAAAGCAAGUGCAGCAGCAGCAUUUCCAGAAGCUGAAGGUUGAAGAUGCCUUGUCAUAUCUGGACCAAGUCAAAAUCCGCUUUGCAAAUGACCCUGGCAUAUAUAACAAGUUUCUCGACAUCAUGAAGGAGUUCAAGUCACAAAGCAUUGACACGCCAGGUGUUAUAAACCGUGUGUCACAACUGUUUCAUGGACAUCCAGACCUGGUUUUGGGCUUCAAUGCCUUCCUGCCACCAGGCUAUCGGAUAGAGGUCCCUAAGAAUGGGAUGGCUUUCCUCCAGUCUCCGUUCUCCACACAGGUUUCUCCAGGACAUCAGGGGAAGACUAUGGUUGCUCCAACAGUGGCUGCGACCUCUGGUGCUUCUGUUGUUCCUACUGAAGCUGGACCAGCCCAGACCAGUGAAGUCAAGGCAGCCUCAUUGGAGUCCCUGUCGGCAUCUUCAGCAGGACUUCCAGAGCCUCCCAGCAGACUUUCUCUUCCUCUGGCUAGCAGGGAGAGCCAGAAUCAGGCAACCACCUCAUCUGUUUCCCCACCUGCGUCAGAGACGAGCCCCGUAGAGUUUGACAGUGCCAUCAGCUAUGUAAACAAGAUUAAAAACCGUUUCUUGGACCACCCAGAGAUUUAUAGAGCUUUCCUAGAAAUUCUUCACACAUAUCAGAAGGAGCAGCUGGAGGUGAAGGAAAGUCGAAGCAGCAAAGGCAGCACGGGGAUGACUGAAGAUGAGGUGUUUUCCAAAGUUGCCAGUCUUUUCAAGGGACAGGAGGACCUGCUAGCUGAGUUUGGACAGUUUUUACCUGAUGCUAAAAGAUCUCUGUUUACAGGGAGCUCACUAACAGGGGGGAAAGAGCAGCCAAAAAGGUCAGAGGAAGAGGACACAGUAACCAAACAGAACAAAAAGAGGCCCAGGCCCAUACUCCUACAGCACAUGUCGCCACUGCUCAAGAAAAAAUUGAAAUAUUCCUGUACCAAAGAUCAAUCAUUUGCUUCAGUUGGCAAACAUGGUGUCUUAAGAGAAUUCUCGUUUUUUGAUAAGGUUCGUCGCCUGUUUAAAAGCCAGGAAGUGUAUGAGAACUUCCUGCGUUGUAUUGCCUUGUUUAACCAGGAAGUAGUUUCUGGAGCAGAGCUGCUUCAACUCGUCACUCCUUUCCUGGGGAAGUUUCCUGAGCUGUACACACAGUUCAAGUCAUUUUUGGGGGACAAAGAGCUCUCUCAUGCUGUGUCAGGGCUUUCGGAUCGUUACAUGGAGGGGGGAGGGGGCAGAGAGGUUGAUUAUGCCUCCUGCAAGCGCCUCGGAUCCAGCUAUAGAGCGUUGCCCAAGACUUAUCAGCAGCCUAAGUGCAGUGGGCGCACUGCCCUAUGUAAAGAGGUUUUGAAUGACACUUGGGUGUCGUUUCCCUCCUGGUCAGAGGAUUCCACCUUUGUUAGCUCAAAGAAGACCCCUUAUGAGGAACAGCUGCAUCGCUGCGAGGAUGAAAGAUUUGAACUGGAUGUUGUUCUGGAGACAAACUUGGCCACCAUAAGGGUGCUGGAGAGCGUACAGAAGAAGCUGUCCCGUCUGUCACCAGAGGACCAAGACAGAUUCAGACUAGACGACUGCCUAGGCGGCACCUCGGAGGUCAUUCAGCGUCGUGCUGUGUAUCGUAUCUAUGGCGACAAGGCCCCUGAGAUCAUUGAGGGACUGAAACGGAGUCCUGCCACUGCUGUGCCUGUGGUUCUUAAGAGGUUGAAGGCCAAGGAGGAGGAGUGGAGAGAAGCUCAGCAGGGUUUCAAUAAGAUAUGGAGGGAGCAGUAUGAAAAGGCCUACCUGAAGUCCCUCGACCACCAAGGAGUCAACUUCAAACAGAAUGACAUGAAGGCCCUGCGGUCAAAGAGUCUCCUCAACGAGAUUGAAAGCAUCUAUGAUGAGCGACAGGAGCAGAGCACGGAGGAGGGCGGAGUUGGCCAACAGGCCCGCAACAGCUCUGGUUUGGCCUCAUCCAGUGAACCUCACAUGGUGUUCACAUACGAUGAUAAGCAGAUCUUGGAGGAUGCCGCUUCUCUCAUCAUCUACCACGUCAAACGUCAGCCCACCAUCCACAAAGAUGACAAAGACCACAUCAAGCGUAUCAUUCAGCACUUUGUCCCCGACUUAUUCUUCUCCCGCCGCGGAGAGCUUAGUGAUACAGAAGACUGGACUGAUGAGGAGGCAGAGCCUGAGGAAGGAGGAGAAAGAGGAGAAGGUGUAACGGCUACAGCGGGUGCAGGAGGAAAUGGGAAUUCUAGUAAUGCUUCAGGAGCAGCGCCCACAGGUCAGUCUCAACCCCAGCCAACCCUGUCACAAGCCCAGACUCAAUUGCAGCAGCAACUCAAUGGUGAGUCCAGGAGGAGGCGCUGCAGCCCACCCCAACCUGCUGACACAGAGGCCUCAACUACAUCCACUAGCACAAGCCAGCUUGCAGGCACUACUGCGUCCACGCCUGGCUCGACACCGAUGGAGACGAGUUCUGUUGCAGCUGGGGAGAAAGUCGACCUCCGUGACCCUGAAGCAGAGCACCAGAAGGAGCUGGAUGGAGUCUACAAUCUCUUCUUUGUCAACAACAAUUGGUAUUUUUUGCUGCGGCUGCACCAAACUUUAUGCUCACGGUUACUGCGGGUUUACCGACAAGCUGAACGGCAGCUACUUGAGCACCGAGCAGAGCAAAGCAGAGAGAGGCUGCUGAUGGCAGAGGGAAGGAGGGAAAAGGCGUGUGACCUGGCCAUGGAGCUCCGCCUCAAACAGCCCAGUGAGGUUGAGCUGGAAGAGUACUACCCAGCCUUCCUAGAUAUGGUGCGCAGUCUGCUGGAUGGCAACUUGGACUCGACACAGUAUGAAGACACACUUAGAGAGAUGUUCACCAUCCAUGCUUACAUUGGCUUCACCAUUGACAAGGUUAUCCACAAUAUAAUUCGGCAGUUGCAGCACCUGGUGAGCGAUGAGGUGUGUCUGCAGGUGGUUGAUCUUUACUUGGCUGAGAGAAAGCGGGGAGCAGCAGGUGGGAACUUGUCCUCGCAGUGUGUCAGAGCAGCUUGGGAGACCAGUUACCAGUGGAAAGCGGAGAGAGUCAUGGCUGAAGAGAACUGCUUCAAGGUGAUGUUUAUUCAAAACAAAGGUCAGGUGACAUUGACCGUUGAGCUGCUGGACACGGAGGAGGCUCAGGCUGAUGACCCACUAGACGUUCAGUGCCUGUCGAGCUACAUGGAGCAGUUUGUAGGAACAGAGUCCAGCCUGUGCUCUCAAGCAGAUGGCUACUUCUUCAAGCCUGUAUUUCUGCCCAGGAACCUGCGUCGUUUCCGUCGCUGGCAAGUACGGCAGGUGGAGGCGAUGCGCUGCAGGAGAGAGUGGCACCGCCAGCUGGGGGUAGAAAACGCUGGCAGUCUGGACUGUCGCUUUAAACUCAACACUCACAAGAUGGUGUUUGUCAUGAAUUCUGAGGACUACAUGUAUCGCCGGGGGGCGCUGGUCAAGGCCAGGAAGUCACAGCACAGGGUGGCAGCGAGCCAACAUGAACGCUUUGACAAGUGGCACCAGGGCUGGCUGGGCAAUCAUGUCACAGCUGCAGCCGAACGCUCGGUGCAAAACUGGCUAAUGGGUGAGGAGGAGGAGGACUUUAUCCCCUGCAAGACUACCUGCUUGUCCAUGGAGGUGAAAGGACAGAUGGUCAACAGAUACCAAGUUCAUUACACCAGUAGCAAAGCCCCCGCCUCACCGUAAAGGUCCGCAUGGUGAUGGACACGCAGGAAACAGUUACGCAGAGAAAUGCAUGGACUUACAGGACAUCUAUCUGUACACUAAACACAGACAUCAACAACUACAGUCCCAUUACUUGGCCUUCCUUCACUACACUCAUUCGCUGACACACAUUGAUGAAGAAACUGGCAGAAACUUAGUGAGUCAGUGAGUGAGUGUCAGCGAGAGGAGUGAUGAUGUGGAAAUGAGGACCACAGCCAGUGAAGUAAUGAGAGUGAACUCAGUCCUGACUGAUGGGACUAGUUGGACAUAACGGCACAAAUGGAGCUCAUCAAUCCGCAGCAUCUUCAUCAUUUUAUCUUCUCUCAUGGCACUAAAGUUAAUAAGACUAAUGGACAGAGGAAGCCUAUCAGGUGAGAGGUCAUGAGACAUCAUGAGACAUCAUGGAAUUCUUUUCUGAAAUGUGAAUGUCUUUUUUUUUUUUUUUUUUUCUCCUCUUUCUUUUCAUGUUAAGCGUAGUUUUUAGCUUAUAAAGCCAGGGAGCCUUCCGCCUGUUGGUUGAUUUGUGUGUUUAUAUGGAGAGAUAAUGGUAAAUGUGUGUAUGUAUGUGUAUCCUGCUCUCUUCAUGUUGACAGUUUAUUGGCCCAGAAGAGACUCUACAAAUACGGUAACUGCAUUUUUGCUGUUAUGUGCAUAUAUAUAUAUAAAAACAGGGAUCCUGUAAUUUUGUAUAUGCAGCUACACGGCUGAGAAAUCAAAUUAUCAUGUGGUUCCUUACAGUGUUUGCCGUCAACCAACUGUUGUUUGUGGGGUUUUUUUAUUUUAUUUUUUUAUUUUCCUGGGUUUUUUUGUGUUCUUGGUAAACAAGUUAUCAGGGCAACAAAGAGUCCUUAAAAUUGAUUAGUUUAAUAUUGAUAAAGCAGUCAAAUUAUGUAUCAUAUUCAUGAUUUCACCAAACAUUUUUUGUGUUGUCCAUUUUUGCAUACUGACGUUGAAAAUAAAAGCAAAUUAUCAUCAGUGUUAAAAAAAAAAGAAUGUAUAAUGUUUAUCCUGUAUCAGUUAUUAGAAAAUAAACAACCUAGUUGUGACCUUC
Messenger RNA from Cololabis saira (Pacific saury), 5322 nucleotides. RefSeq names its product SIN3 transcription regulator family member B (gene sin3b). The record is from RefSeq and is a predicted model, not a curated record. Gene Ontology annotation, biological process: negative regulation of transcription by RNA polymerase II. Bases 447 to 4253 code for a protein of 1268 amino acids. Gene Ontology annotation, cellular component: chromatin. Lineage: Eukaryota; Metazoa; Chordata; Actinopteri; Beloniformes; Belonidae. Gene Ontology annotation, molecular function: transcription corepressor activity. The transcript has 19 exons.